This is a messenger RNA of Porites evermanni, 378 nucleotides long. Lineage: Eukaryota; Metazoa; Cnidaria; Anthozoa; Scleractinia; Poritidae. The record is from the annotation of a GenBank genome assembly.
AUGAUCCUGGGCAGGCACCAAGCAUUGCUAAUGGUGAAUGUUAGCUUCCCGGAGAUCCAGCAGCCAGCGGUCAAGGCCAAAUGGAUACGUCCAUAAAAACCAUUACUGACAAGCCAGCGAAACCCCCUGCAGAACCAGUUAUUCCAGUGGUACAAGAAUGUACAGACAAGAACAUAACCUUAUCUGAUAAUAUAAUAUUCAGUUGAAGGAAGAUUACAAACCUGUCAGCAUCCCCCUCGUCAGGUAGCAGUGAGCCUUAAACCAGCCUACAACGCAGAGUUGAAGAGACCAGUAGAACUUGAAGUAAUUAAAGAAGUCCAAGAGUACACUGAAUCGAUCAAUUCAAUUGUCUCUGUGAAGAAACCUGAUGGUUUCUGA